Molecule: messenger RNA, 6574 nt
Organism: Cherax quadricarinatus
Lineage: Eukaryota; Metazoa; Arthropoda; Malacostraca; Decapoda; Parastacidae
Product: transient receptor potential protein-like
Biological process (GO): calcium ion transmembrane transport; regulation of cytosolic calcium ion concentration
Cellular component (GO): plasma membrane; cation channel complex
Molecular function (GO): store-operated calcium channel activity; inositol 1,4,5 trisphosphate binding; protein binding
Source: RefSeq, a predicted model, not a curated record
GUAGUGUGGAGUAAGGAGAGAGUCGGCUGGGGAUGGAGGUAACGGUGUGAAGGCUCACAUGAGCAGACGUUAAAGUGACGGUUGGUUAUAAUAGUGUGGUAAUGCAUAGCGACAGUGAUCCGCUGGAGUCAUCUGUAAACGCACUGCAGACGCACAAACGCAUUUCACGCAGUCCUUGACUGCAGCCCGCUCAUCAACCUGGAUGGAAAUUGAUGAGGAAGUAUGGAGGAACAGUAGCCAACAUAGUAAUAAGAUAAUAGGAGAAGAAGGGGAGUGCGAGUGUGAGAGACCAUAUUAACAUCGCUAUCGCAGAGAAAUACCUGAAGCAGCCUCUCUCAACUUUACUCAGCAGCGGCUGAGCAUCACUGCCACGGAAAUAGCCAGAUCCUACAGGAAACAUAGUAUCCUAAGGCUGUUCAAGAUGGGUGUGACAGAAGGACAGAGCGGUGAUUACGGCAACAGACUGGAAGUGAGAGCCUCCUCGCCUGCCCGACCUGAGUCACCCAACAUUGUGGUUAAGAUUCAAGAGGAUCUCGCUGAUCUAGAAAAAGAAGACGUGGAACAGAUCCUCACCGACGAGGAGAAGCGUUUCCUGCUCUACGUGGAGCGGGGAGACGUCCCCUCCGUCAAGCACAUCAUCAAGAAGGGGAUGAGAGAAAACGAGAAGAAGGAAGGAAGCUUCAACAUUAAUUGUCUGGACCCACUGGGACGCUCGGCUCUCAUUAUCUCCAUCGAGAACGAGAACAUGGAUAUGAUAGAAAUGUUACUGAAGGAGAACAUAGAGUCCAGAGACGCUCUGCUCUUCGCCAUCUCCGAGGAGUACGUGGAGGGCGUGGAGGCUCUGUUGGUUCACGAGGAGAACAUACACAAGCCAGGGGACCUGUAUUCUUGGGAGAAGACCAACUUUGAGAGGACAACCUUCACUCCUGACAUCACUCCGUUGAUCCUGGCCGCUCAUAGGAAUAAUUACGAAAUCCUGAAGCUGCUGCUGGAUCGAGGUGCCACGCUUCCCAUGCCCCACGACGUGAAGUGUGCCUGUGAUGAGUGCCUCGUCUCUAGUGCCGAUGAUUCACUCAGACACUCACACUCGAGGAUCAACGCCUACAAGGCCCUGUCUUCCCCGUCCCUCAUCUGUCUCUCAAGUAAGGACCCGUUGGUCACCGCCUUUACCCUGAGUGAGGACUUGGAGAACCUAGCCGGCUUGGAAAACGAGUUUAUGGACGACUACACGUCCCUGAGGCAGCAGGUAGAGGAGUUCUCCAUGGCUCUGGUGGAGGAAACUAGAACCAUCACCGAGCUGGAGAUAAUGCUCAACUACGACCCCGAGGGCGUGCCCUACCAGCAUGGUGAUUUCAUGCAUCUCGCCCGGCUCAAGGACGCGGUCAAUAACAACCAGAAGUCGUUUGUGGCCCACUCUAACGUGCAGCAGCUGCUGGCUCGGGUGUGGUAUGACGGCAUGCCUGGCUUUAAGCGUCGCAGCCUCCUGCACCAGGUCAUAGAUGUUGCUAAGAUAGGCUGCAUCUUCCCCAUCUACUGCAUCGCAUUCGUCUUGUGCCCUAACUCUUCCUAUGGCACCGCCAUGAAGAAACCUUUCAUCAAAUUCAUCGUUCACUCUUCCUGCUACUGCUUCUUCCUCUUGCUGCUGGUGGUGGUGUCGCUGAGGGUUGAGACGCAGGUGAUUGAGCUCUUCGGGAGCCAGUGGAUGCUGGAGCUACUUCGUCAGUAUCAGAGGGAGGCGAGGGGAGGCUUUCCUUCUAUGGUAGAGAUACUCAUCGUCAUCUUCAUCUUCGGAUUCAUUUGGGGUGAGAUGAGGAGCCUGUGGGAGGACGGACUGGCCGAGUACCUCAAGGAUCUCUGGAACAUCGUCGACUACAUCACCAAUUUCUUCUACAUGAACUGGAUUUUUCUCAGGUUGACAGCUUUUUUCCUGACACAGCGGGCAGUGUCUCAGGGGCAAGACCCUUACUUCCCGAGAGAGAUGUGGCCUGAUUUCGACCCCAUGCUCAUUUCUGAGGGAAUGUUCGGCGCUGGCAACAUCCUAAGUUUCCUGAAGCUGGUACACAUCUUCAGCGUCAACCAUCACAUGGGUCCUCUACAGAUAGCUCUCGGCAGGAUGGUCAUAGACAUUAUCAAGUUCUUUUUCAUCUACACCCUCGUUCUUUUCGCUUUUGGCUGCGGUCUGAACCAGCUGCUGUGGUACUACGCUGACAUGGACAUGCGCAAGUGUUACUCUCUGCCCGGUGGCGCCAGGAACCCCACCCAGGAGAACUCCUGUGCUAUCUGGCGGAGGUUCUCAAACCUGUUCGAAACUUCCCAGUCGCUGUUCUGGGCAUCGUUCGGCCUGGUGGACCUCAGGGUGUUUGAAUUGACGGGGAUCAAAUCGUACACCAGGUUCUGGAGUAUGCUUAUAUUUGGAUCCUACAAUGUAAUUAAUGUUAUUGUCUUACUCAACCUCCUCAUCGCCAUGAUGUCCAACUCGUACGCCUUCAUUUGUGCCAAGUGCGAUACAGAGUGGAAGUUCGCGAGGUCCAGACUGUGGAUGAGUUACUUCGAGGAGGGCAGAGAGCUGCCCUCACCUUUCAACCUGGUGCCAAAUUUCGGUGCCCUGGUGGCCAUGAGCAAGAAGGUACCCAGAGCCUCCUUCAAGCACCGCCAGGACACACUCAGGGAGUCCCAGUAUCAGGGUGUGAUGAGGAACCUGGUACGACGCUACGUAACAAAGGAACAGAGGCUGACGGACGAUCGCUCCAUCAACGAGGACGACAUCAAUGAGGUGAAGCAGGACAUCAACUCCUUCAAGUACGAGAUUGUCAACAUUCUUAAGAUUAACAACUGGGAUACUGGCACUGCUCAUCACAAGACUGAGACUGCCCUGGGCAAGAAGCAGCAGACCAGGGAACGCCGGCUACUCAAGGGUUUCAACAUUGGUCUGGUGGAGGGACUGGACGCUACUCUCCUGGCGGGUGUGGAGAAGUCCCUGAACGCCCUCACCAGUCUUCAUCUCAAGGGCAAGAAGAAGAAGGAUUGGAACCAGAUGGUUCGCAAGAGUGUCAAGAACCGCGACCACAUCGGAUCCACCACCACAAGCAUCCAGCGGCAGAAUCUUAGGGAGUUCACUCGCCAGGGCAGCAGCAAGAAGUGGAAGUCGGUUCAGUUCUACCAGAAGCGUGGGGUCUUCAUGGGGGGCGAAAUCAAUAAAGUCAUGCUGAAUGAAGUAUCCAAGUGCCGCAAGGCUCAGCUUGUUCCAAGGUACGGUCGAGGAUGGCGGGCCUUGCAAAGCAUUCAAGCAGAUGGUAAUCUGUCCAGAGACGGUCUUGAAUCGAAGAUUCGGAAAGUUUCUCUCUCCAGAGACACUUCUUCCAUUGACACCUCUUCCUCGUGUCCCUCAUUCAGCAGGCAGCCUCCUACACCUCCCCUCGAUCGAGAAAUUCCCGGGUCUCCCUCUGACACCAGUAAGCCUCAGACAGCUCCCUCUGACAUCAGUAAGCUUCAGACGCCUUCCUCUGACGCCAGUACGCCCCAGACGGCUCCCUCUGACGCCAGUAAGCAUCAGAAGCCUCCCUCUGGCGACAGUAAGCCUCAGACGCCUCCAUCUGAUGCCAGUAAGCCUCAGACGCCUCCCUUCCAAACAAGUAAACAUCCCGAGGAAAACCAAAAACUAAGUGAAGCGCCGAAGAAAUCGGUUCCUAAUGGCUCGCUGGAAAAGCCUGCCAAGCCAAAGCCAUACCAGGAAACAAAGUCAUCCGCAGCAAGAACGUCUGAAUUAGCGAAGACAUCAGCACCAGAGGCAAUGAAGCCAGCCGCAACGGAGCCAUCAGAGCUUCCGCAGCCACUUGUGCCAAAGCCAUCAGAGGCCCCGAAGCCAGCUGCAAGAGAACAAUCAAAGGUCUCUAAGCCAGCUGCACCAAAGCUACCAGAGGCCCUAAAGCCACCUGCAACAGAACAAUCGGAUGUCUCUAAGCCAGCUGCACCAAAGUCAUCAGAAGUCCCAAAGUCGCAGACAGCUAAGCCCUCGCCACCAGCCAAGGAGGUGACCGGGGUGUCGCUGGUCAGCAAGCAGAAAAAAACUGGGUGGCUGUAAUACCCCACACACUCACACAUGCACGUCCACUGUGUGUGAGAUACCACCCACUCUAUGUUGACACACCAGCUUCUUGAAGUGUUACCAUCCUUAGGAGUUAGUUAGUUAGUUUAAUAUCUUUAUUAUGCACCCCAUACCCAUCCUGUGGGCGGUAGUCAGAAGAUUACAAAGGUACAUAAUGGGUCCAGGGACUGUACCCCAAAGUUAUGAUAGCUGAACUAGUUACAAAGGUAAUGAACUCCAGGUAGAUCUGGUCACAAUCAUGGCAAGUUACAGAGGUAAUGAAUCAGCUUCACUCCUAUAUAUGGUUACAGUCAUGAAUAAAUUACAAAGUAAUGAACCACUGAUACGUCCACACCUGGUCACAGUUGUAAUGAGUUAUAAAUACAAAUAUUAAGUGGGUCAUACACCCACACGAGCGCGCGCGCGCACAUACAUCCUUAGGAGCAGUGACGCUGAAUCAACAGCAGCAGCAACAAUAAACAACAACAACAAAAAACAAACAACAGCAAAGCAAAAACUGCAAACAACAACAAAUAAACAAUGCCAAGCAACAAAUAAUAUGUUAGUAGAGUAGGUAAAGAUAAUUUACAACAGGUAAAACCCGGCUUGUUAAAACACAGAUUAGUAAAACGUUUUAUCACCUGAAGAUUGGAUCACCUCCCCAAUAAAAACAGUUAGCUAAAGUUAAGUCAAUUAAAACAAAAUCACACACACACACACACACACACACACACACACACACACACAUAUAUAUAUAUAUAUAUAUAUAUAUAUAUAUAUAAUAUAUAUAUAUAUAUAUAUAUAUAUAAUAUAUAAUAUAUAUAUAUUGGGAGGGGGUUACCUGGAGAGGGUUUGGGGGUCAACGCCCCCACGGUCCGGUCUGAGACCAGGCCUCAUGGUGGAUCAGGGUCUGAUCAACCAGGUUGUUACUGCUGGCCGCACGCACGCUGACGUACGAACCACAGCCCGGUUGGUCAGGUAGUGACUUCAGGCACCUAUCUAGUGCCUUCUUGAAGACAACCAGGGGUCUAUUGGUAAUCCCUCUUAUACAGUAGACCAUCGAUUAAGACGGUAGUUAGGUUCCUGAAAAUGCAGUGUUAGACGAAUCAGUGUUAAAGGAACUGAGGAACGUAUGGGAAAAAUAGAGUAACGUUUCUUAGACCCUCAAAAAAGCCAGGCAACUUUUUUUUUUUUUUUUUUUUGUCUCCAAAUCUUACAAAAAUAAAAAUGAUAAUGCAAAUGUUGCUAAAAAUGCAACAGAAAUAUUAUUUCUUACCUUAAAUUGUGAUUUCUGAGGUUUGUCGAUGAUUGUGAAGGAGGAAGUGGAGAGGCAUGCUGAGGCCCAUCUGGGCUGAGGUGGAUGGUAGUCCAGUCAGUAAGUCAAUCCAGCCAAGUGAGUCAGUAGGUCAGUCAUUCAAGUCAGUACAGUCAUUUAAUUCAAUAGGUCACUCAUUCAAGUCAGUCAAGUCAUCCAGUAAAUCAGUUAAGUCAGUCAGUCAAGUUAGUAAGCCAACAGUCAGUAAAUCAGUCAAGUGAUAAGCAGUCAAUACAUCAGUCAAGUUAUUCAGUAAAUUGGUAAGUCAAUCAGUAAAGUCAUUCAGUAAAUCAGUCAAGUUGGUCAGUCAAGUCAGUAAGUCAGUCAAGUUAGUAGGCCAGUCAGUCAAGUCAGUAAGCCAGUCAAGUCAGUAAGCCAGUCAAGUCAGUAAAUCAGUCAAGUCACUAGGUUAGUCAGUCAAGUAAGUCAUUCAACAAAUAAGUCAAGUCAUUCAGUAAAUCAGCUAAAUCAUUCAGUAAAUCAGUCAAGUCAUUCAGUAAAUCAGUAUACCUGGAGAGGGUUCCGGGGGUCAACGCCCCCGCAGCCCAGUCUGUGACCAGGCCUCAUGGUGGAUCAGGGCCUGAUCAACCAAGCUGUUAUUGUUGGAUGCAUGCAACCUGAUGUACGAACCACAGCGCGGCUGGUCAGGUACUGACUUUAGGUACCCGUUCAGUGUCUGCUUGAAGACAGCCAGGGGUCUAUUGGUAAUCCCCCCUUAUGUAUGCUGCGAGGCAGUUGAACAGUCUUGAGCCCCUGACACUUAUUGUGUUGUCUCUUAUCAUGCUAGUGGCACCCCUGCUUUUCAUUGGGGGGAUGUUCCAUCGUCUGCCGAGUCUUUUGCUUUCAUAGGGAGUGAUUUUCGUGUUCAAGUUUGGUACUAAUCCCUCUAGGCUACACAAUUGUGACUGGACAGAGAUAACAAGUUGCACGGACGUAAACGAUGCCUGGGAAAAAUUCAAAACAAUGUUCACUACCAUUCUUAAUAAUAUUGCACCAGUUAAAGAGGUUAGGAUUAAACGAAGAACUGAACCCUGGAUGACUACUGAGAUAUUAGAUAAUAUGAAAUUCAGAGACCAGCUGCUAAAAAGAUUUAAAGCAAACAGACAGGAUAUUGCAGCACUUAAUGAAUUCCAAAGGGUGAGGAACAGAGUACAGAGGCUUAUAAAAGGAGCAAA